Messenger RNA from Malus domestica (apple), 1201 nucleotides. RefSeq names its product cytidine deaminase 1. Gene Ontology annotation, cellular component: cytosol. NCBI's taxonomy places the organism in Eukaryota, Viridiplantae, Streptophyta, Magnoliopsida, Rosales, Rosaceae. Gene Ontology annotation, molecular function: cytidine deaminase activity; zinc ion binding. The record is from RefSeq and is a predicted model, not a curated record.
CCCUCUCCCUUCACAUUUCUAGGAUCUCUCACUCUCCGAACCCAACCCACCAAUCCCAUCAACCGGGUCGACCCGCCCACCCCUCUCCCCGAAAUGGACCGACCCAGAUUCGUAAUCGAAGCCUCCGAGGCCGAAUCAAUGGCCAAGCAGUCCAACCUCACCGUCCUCCAGCUCCUCCCCUCCCUCGUCAAGCCCGCCCAGGCCCUCGCCCGCCCGCCCAUCUCCAAAUUCCACGUCGGAGCCGUCGGUUACGGUUCAUCGGGUCGGAUCUUCCUCGGCGUCAACCUCGAGUUCCCGGGUCUCCCCCUCCACUACUCGGUCCACGCCGAGCAGUUCCUCGUCACCAACCUCUCAAUCCAAUCGGAAUCAAAGCUCCAAUAUAUCGCCGUCUCCGCCGCCCCCUGUGGCCAUUGCCGCCAGUUCUUCCAAGAAAUCCGCGGAGCCCAGGAUAUCCAGAUCCUAAUUACCUCGGUGGAAUCCGGCGACGACAACUCCGGGUUAAACGGUUUCGACCCGCUUCUCCAUUUACUCCCCCACCGAUUCGGACCCGAAGACCUCCUGGGACAGGACGUGCCGUUGCUCUUAGAGCAGCACGAAAACGGCCUGUCGUUUUUUAGCGAAACCCAGAAUUUAACCGGCGAUUUUAAACUUAAUGCGGAGUUAAAAGCCGCGGCUUUAGAGGCCGCGAAUAAGUCACACGCGCCGUACAGCGGGUGCCCGUCGGGUGUGGCGAUUUUGGACUCCGACGGGAAAAUGUACAAAGGGUCGUACAUGGAGUCCGCCGCCUAUAAUCCGAGCAUGGGCCCGGCUCAGGCGGCGCUGGUGGCUUACAUUGUCGGCGGUGGUGGCGGGUAUGAGAAAAUUGUGGUCGCGGUUUUGGUGGAAAAAGCUGACGUCUUGGUUAAGCAAGAGCACACGGCGAGGUUGCUAUUUCAGGCAAUCUCGCCCAAGAUCGAUUUUCGGGUUUUUCACUGCGAUUCGGGUUCAAAUUGUGUAAAAAGUCUUGAUCUUUGAUGAUCAUGAGUAACGCGAUUGUUACGAAGUGUUGUUAUUGGAUGAAUUAUGAAUCAAUGAAGAAUAAAUAAGCAUUGUCCUUGACGGAGAACGGGAUGUCAUUUUGUGAUGUUUGAGUUUCUUAUUUCUGUGUAUUGGGUUAGGCUGUUCAUAAAGAAAUAAGCGUUGUCUUUGACGGUGAACGAAA